Acytostelium subglobosum LB1 is the source of this 438-nucleotide messenger RNA. RefSeq lists its product as hypothetical. Gene Ontology annotation, biological process: regulation of actin filament polymerization. Gene Ontology annotation, cellular component: cortical actin cytoskeleton; plasma membrane; site of polarized growth. Gene Ontology annotation, molecular function: actin filament binding. The record is from RefSeq and is a predicted model, not a curated record. NCBI's taxonomy places the organism in Eukaryota, Evosea, Eumycetozoa, Acytosteliales, Acytosteliaceae. The transcript has 2 exons. The coding region runs from base 1 to 438 and encodes 145 amino acids.
AUGGCCAACGUCUCAAACCCAGAACUCGCCGCUGCCUACCAAGAUGUCCUCACUGACGCCACCGAGACCAACUGGUGCCUUUUCGGUUACGAGGGUGCUAGCAACAUCGUCCUCCAAGGAAAGGGUACCGGCGGUCUCGCCGAGUUGGUUGGUAACUUUGCCGCCGACCAGUGCCAGUACGCCUACCUCCGUGUCCUCUCUGGUGAUGAGGAGUCAAAGAGAGCCAAGUUUGUUUUCAUCUCAUGGUGUGGUGAGUCUGUUGGUGCCUUGAAGAGAGCCAAGAUGUCCGUCCACAAGGCCUCUGUCAAGCAGGUCAUCAAGAACUACGGUGUUGAGGUCCAUGCCACCACCCACGACGAGCUCGACGAGUCUGCCCUCUUGACCAAGAUCAAGAAGUCCUCCGGUGCUGACUACUCUGGAAACCCCGGUUCCCAGUAA